UACAAAUUGGAUCAAUAAUUUAAAUUUGAAUAUAAAGUUGUAAAGUAUGCAAUAACAUAUGAGUAUGAAAUAUAUGUAGAGAAGAGGGUGGAAUUAUUAUAGGAAGGGAACAUUAUUUGGUGGUUGAAAAUAAAGGAAGGGCGACAGUGAAGCUCAAAAUGGGUCAGGCUUACCUGACAUUGGCAUUUAAACCUUCCCUUUUUGGUGGUUGGGGUUGAGCAUCUUUUUAAUUCUUCUGUGUUCUUCGUUUUUACUCGCUUUAUCUCACUGUAUCGUCACUGAUUUUAAACCCUCCCCCUUCCUCUUCUUUUACGAUCGCGAUUAACUUCUUCUUGCAUUGCACCAUUUUUCAUUACAGGCAUGCCUUGAUGCUUCAGAACGGAGGAUCAUCGAAGCAGCCAUUGGAAGAAGCAUCAGAAGCGAGAGGUCAUCAGCAAGAAGCAUCAAAAGGAGUGGGGGCAGACAGCUCAUCACCAGUUUCGGGCAAAUAAUUAUAGUUUGCUUUCCCUUUCCCUUGAAAAAGGAAGAAACAAUAAAUAUUGGCAUGCUUUUCCUUUCUGGGGUUUGUAAGGAGCUUUCAAGUUUCAAGUUCCCAUAAGAAAUUUGAUGGUGUGUGUGCAUUUACCUUUUGUUUCUUGAGAAUUGAAACCCCCACCCACCAAAUAAAGAAAGAAAACAUGCCAAGAAACGUGAAACACAAUGGGGUAGGCCUAUCCACUUGCUCUGCCUGUCUCCACCACCAUCCAUUUUUGAACAACUUCUCUCCUUUCCUUAGUUAGGCACCAAAAAGCUGUCUCUCAAGCUCCCACAUCUUAAACACACCCUAACCAAGACGACUAAACAAACCACACCUAAAUUCAAAAGAAUCUGUAUAAAGUAGGCGCCUCCUUUUGGCUGUUCAUGGAGUUGAGGUUGCCCACUUUCUCUCAGUAUAGACUGAAACACUCCUAACAAUGAUAUCUUGUUGUUGACAGGUACAAACAGUGAUUCUUCUUGGGUGUUUAAUUUAAUGCAUUCUUGAAGUCGUUAUAGAAGAGCGAUUCAAGCUCCGUAAAGGUGUUUUUUAAGUGGAAAAGAAGCAAAUAACUAAAGAAUUUCUGUAUGGACUGGAACUUGAAGGCCCCAUAUUGGGAUUUCACUCAAUUAGAACACGAUGCAUCAAAGAACAUUAAUACAAUAGGUGCAUCCAGCAACUUUGUGGAACAUAGGACGACAACUUCUAGAGAUUUCUCGGUUGAUUUGAAACUUGGUCAGGUCAGCCAUCUUGGAACAAAAUAUACGGUCAACAAACUUAAAAUGGCACCAUCCCCUUCAGAACCAUCCAAGAGGGCAAGAGGAUGUGGGAACGGGGCUCAGCCGUUGUCUUGCCUUGUUGAUGGAUGCGUUUCAGACCUAAGCAACUAUAGAGAUUACCACAGGCGCCACAAGGUCUGCGAGCUCCAUUCAAAGACUCCACAGGUCACAAUUGGUGGCCUUAAACAAAGGUUCUGUCAGCAGUGUAGUAGGUUCCAUUCAUUAGAGGAAUUUGAUGAAGGAAAGAGAAGCUGCAGGAAACGUCUGGAUGGACACAAUCGAAGGCGCCGGAAGCCACAGCCAGAGUCCCUAUCUCAUUACCAAGGUUCCCCAUUUAUACCAUUUUCUACCUCAUAUGUCUAUCCAUCAUCUACAGCUGUUGCGAACCAUUCAUGGUGCGGAAUUUCAAACACUAAGACAGAUGCAAGCCUUCAUACUCAGCAACACUCAACCCAUUUCCCUGAUAAACACCAUAUGUAUCUUGGAUCGUCAUCUAAUGAUAGCAUCCACAAAAUUCCAAAGCAGGUCACAUUUCUGCAAAGCGACAAUCCGGAAACUUUGGUCUGCCAGCCCCUUGAUUUUUCAGAAAAUGCAGGCGGUCGGGGCAAAUUGUUAUUUGACAGAUUUUCAAAUCCAGGCCAUGAAUCGGAUUGUGCUCUCUCUCUUCUGUCAUCUUUGCAGACACGGUCAUCAGGGGUUGGUUUAAGCCAACCCGACCAGGACUCUAAUCUAAUAUCCUUCAUGCAGCCAUUAGAUGUGAGCUUAGGACAUCACAACAGCUUGGACCCACUUAAUUCAGUUCUGAAUGGCAGUGUGAGCAAUGCAGAUAUCAGUUGCUCGAGAAUGUUUCAGAGUGCUUCUGAUGAUGGAGGGAGAGAAGCUCCUCCACCACCAUCCCUUCCUUUUCACUGGCAGUAAAAUAGCUUCAGUGCACAAAAACUGAUCUUUUGGCAUAAAAAAGAAUGAACAAACAGUGAUUCUGUAAACUCGUGUCUCCAUAAUCUUGGUAAGGGUGUUCAAUCUUUACUUAACAAUGAUACUUCUCUCAUUUCAACUUCCA
Molecule: messenger RNA, 2353 nt
Organism: Cucurbita moschata (crookneck pumpkin)
Lineage: Eukaryota; Viridiplantae; Streptophyta; Magnoliopsida; Cucurbitales; Cucurbitaceae
Product: squamosa promoter-binding-like protein 13A
Exons: 5
Coding region: 1102-2211 (369 amino acids)
Cellular component (GO): nucleus
Molecular function (GO): DNA binding
Source: RefSeq, a predicted model, not a curated record